AUGGCCCCUUACUGGCAGACAGAAGCAGACGAGGCAAAGAGCCUCAAAAAUCCUGCAGGUGCUGAGAAAGUGUCCCCCAGCCCAGGCGUUGCCCUCCCCUCUGCCCCCCGCGACCUGGUCCCUGUCCUAGUGUCCAGCCGAUUUGUCCGACUCAGCUGGCGCCCCCCAGAGGAGACCGGAGGAGCCGUUCAGACCUACGGUGUUUAUUACUCCCAGGAUGGAGUCGAGAGGGAGAGGUCAGUGAACGUGUCGGAGCCGGAGUCUUUGGAGCUUACAGUUUCCAACCUAAAGCCGGAGGAGAGCUACAGCUUCAGAGUCGUCGCUUACAACGACGUGGGGCCAGGAGAGAGCUCCGCCCCACUCAAGAUUGCCACCAAACCUGAUCUCCAGGUUCCCAACAAGGUGGAGUCUCUCCGAGCAUCGGCUCUGUCUCCCACCUCCAUUCAGGUGAGCUGGGAGCAACCCAGCCAUCCCAACGGCCCCAUCCUGGGCUACAGACUGCUGUGGACCGAGAGUCCAUCAGGCAAAGAGCAGAGUGUGGAAGUGAAUGGACAAAACUACAAGAUGGAGGGACUCAACAAGUUCACAGAAUACACAGUUCGGGUGUUGGCCAUCAACCGCUACGGACCCGGCACCGCCUCAGAGGCCAUCAGCGUCACCACCCAAUCAGAUGUGCCCAGCGCUCCUCCACAGAACAUCACCUUAGAGGUCGUCCUGUCCAGGAGCAUCAAAGUAUCCUGGCAGCCUCCUCCUCGCGGCGCCCAGAAUGGGAUCAUCACAGCUUACAAGAUCAAAUACAGGAAGACCGGCCGGCGCGGAGACCAGGAAGCCAUCGAACCCAACAACCUGUGGUACCUGUUCACCGGUCUAGAGAAGGGCAGUCAGUACAGUUUCCAGGUAGCAGCAAUGACAGCAAAUGGGACGGGUCCAGCAAGUGAUUGGUACACCGCUGAGACGCCGGAGAAUGACCUGGACGAGAGUCAGGUGCCCGACCAGCCGAGCUCCCUGCACGUCAGGCCGCUCCCCAACAGCAUCAUCAUGUCCUGGACUCCACCGCUCAGCCCCAACAUCCUGGUCAGGGGUUACAUCAUUGGCUAUGGAGUGGGCAGUCCUUACGCUGAGACGGUCAGAGUGGACAGCAAGCAGAGAUACUACUCCAUCGAAAACCUAGAGCCGAGCUCGCACUACGUGAUUUCCCUGAAGGCUUUCAAUAACGCCGGGGAGGGAGUUCCUCUGUACGAGAGCGCCGUCACUCGAUCCCUGACAGACCCCAUAGACCCAUCUGAGGAUGACCUCUUCCACCUCUUUGAUAAAUACCCCACUCCCAUGCCAGACACCAGCACUCCCAUGAUUCCCCCAGUGGGGGUCCAAGCGGUGGCUCUGUCCUCGGAUUCAGUCCGUGUGUCCUGGGCCGACAACUCUAUGACCAAGAACCAGAAGUCGUCGGAGGUCCGGUACUACUCCGUCAAGUGGAAGACCAGCUACUCCACCAGCGGCAAGUACAAGUCUGCAGACACCACGGCGCUCAGCCACACCGUAACCGGCCUCAAACCAAACACCAUGUACGAGUUUGCUGUCAUGGUCACCAAAGGCCGCAAGUCCAGCACCUGGAGUAUGACGGCGCACGCCACGACGUAUGAAGCAGCUCCGAGCUCCGCCCCCAAGGAUUUAACAGUGAUAAGCCGCGAAGGACGACCCCGUGCCAUUUUAAUCAGCUGGCAACCACCAAUGGAGGCCAACGGGCGAAUCACAGGUUACAUCCUGUAUUACACACUGGAUAAGAACAUGCCGAUAGACGACUGGGUGAUGGAGGCGAUCACUGGCGACCGGCUGACCCACCAGGUUGUGGAUCUGAACCUCGACACUGUUUAUUACUUCAGGAUUCAGGCCAAAAAUGCCAAAGGAGUCGGCCCUCUGUCUGAGCCCGUCCACUUCAGGACGGCCAAAGUGGAGCAUCCAGACAAGAUGGCCAAUGAUCAAGGUCGAGGAGGAGAACACAGCUUCUGGCCGUCCGACACCAACCCAAUUGACAGAAGCAGCAUCAACGAGUCUCCCAUUGGUCAGAUGCGUCCACCUCACGGUAGCGUCACCCCCCAGAAGAACAGCAACCUCCUGGUCAUCAUCGUGGUUUCCGUGGGAGCUGUCACCGUGGUUGUGGUCGUCAUCGUGGCGCUCAUCUGCACGCGGCGCUCCUCCGCCCAGCAGAGGAAGAAGAGAGCGAGCCACAGUGCCAGUAAGAGGAAGGGCAGCCAGAAGGACCUGCGGCCUCCGGACCUCUGGAUCCACCACGAGGAGAUGGAGAUGAAGAACAUGGAGAAGGCUCCCAGCAUCGCACCGUCCGGACACGAUUCACCCAUCCAGUCCUGCCAGGAUCUCCCCCAGGUGGCGCACAGCCAAUCAGAGAGCCAGAUGGGCAGCAAAAGUAGCCACUCGGGAGCAGAUGCUGACGAGGUUUCCAGCAGCAUCUCCACUCUGGAGCGCUCCCUGGCUGCCAGGAGAGGAACACGAAGCAAAAUGAUGAUUCCCAUGGACUCGCAGCCAAGCAACACACCGGUGGUCAGUGCCAUCCCAGUGCCAGCUCUGGAUUCCUCCCAGUAUCCCGGCAUCCUGCCUUCACCUUCCUGCGGCUUCACUCACAACAAGUUCAGCCUGAGACCAAUGCCUUUCCCCAGCCUGACUGUGGACAGAGGAUACACACCAGCUAUGCCCUCGGACCCCUCCUCCAAUCCUCUCCUCCAGCAGCAGCCUCCACCUCAGCAGGCUGCUCCUCUCCUCCCCGGUUCCUCCGCCCCGCCUGGGGAGCACGUUCCCACGGUAGGCCCGGUCCCGGGUGCCCCUGCAGCCACCGCUGCGGCAGAGGAGGCCCAGGUCGGGAGCAGUCGGACCAUCCCGACAGCCUGCGUCCGGCCCACCCACCCGCUAAGAAGCUUCACCAACCCACUGCUGCCACCGCCCAUGGGGACCAUCGACCCCAAGGUGUACACUUCCAUGUUGCCACAAUCCAGUGCGAGCCUCCCAAAGCCCCAGGUGAAGACGGCCUCUCUGGGUCAGGCUGGUAAGGCUCGCUCUCCUCUGCUGCCUGUCUCGGUACCGACGGCGCCGGACUUACCGGAGGAGGCAGGAACAAAACCUGCUGAGGACUCAGCUGCAAAUGUUUACGAGCAGGAUGACCUGUCAGAGCAGAUGGCCAGUCUAGAAGGGCUGAUGCAGCGCUCAAUGCCAUAACUGGCUCCGCCUUCUAACUCUGAGCCCCGCCCGCCCCGAACCACGGUCCAGUCUGGAACCCUUCUUCAAGCCUUGCUGCCACCUGCUGUCUGGUCUUUCAGGGCAACAACAGGUCAAUCUGGGUUUAAAAGAUGCCUCCGUGGGAUCAGAUCUCCAUUGUGCUGGGUUUAGUCUGCUUGGUUCUGCUGGUCUCUGCUACCAUCCACUGGGAUCGGGAUUGGAAAAGGGAAUUCAAAAGAGGAUAAACACUACAGCACACAGCAUCAAGACAGGACCAGUGUUGAGGGGCUUCCUAUGGGAGUUCAAACUGAAACCCCUUUAGACCCCCUCAACCUCAAACACAAAACUAGAAAAACCCAAUGCCUAGCGCCUCGACUUAAUGAAACAGGAGGAAAGGAUUAUCACAAAAAAGAAGACAAAAUUAUAAGCUCCCUCCUGUUUCUCUUAUUUGUGGUAUUUAUUAGCAUCCUCCUCCGCUGAGUGAUCUUCAGCUCAGUUACUGUGACUGUACCUCACUUAUUUUUCACGAGCGAUGUUCUUUUGGUCUUUUUCUUUGAGUAUUCCAACUUUGUGCAUUUACAGGAUGUGCUUAUGGUUUGAAAAUGCAACACAAACCCACAGUAAGAAAUGGAAACCGCAUCCUCAGCCACCAAAGUUUCACCAAAACUUCUUUUAAUGUGGAUCCAAGGUUCCUGCUCCGGCAGAGCGAGGCGAUCCACGCCAGCAUUUUUCUCACCGUUUAUUUUUGAUUUUUUGUGUCUUGAACAAAACUGAAACACACAUCAAGCCCAUGGUACCCUUGUCCUUCCUGGAUUUUGAGAUUAAAAUUGUAAAGUCCGGUCUGAAUCAUCCGGAUCUGGAUUCUGCUAACUUUAUUCUUACAGGACUGUAUAAAAACCUCUAUAGACUCCCACAGUUGGUUGCUGCUCCUGACCAAGCCUUUACUUGUCCCUAACCCAGAAAAUGUCCAAUAUUUACCUACAAGGACUCGUGUCGUUGCCAAAUUCUCAUCUCUGAAAGCUUCUUGUAACUCUCUUUGUUUUUGCUAGUUGUUCAAGUCUGGCCUAAACGUGGACUUGAAGUCGGUGAAAAAAGAGAUCCGUGGUUAGAUCGCAGUCACUCCAAACACGCUGCGUGUGCAGCGUCGCCCCCUGCUGUCUGGAGAGCUAAAGACAGUUGCAGUGUCUGUUUGGGACACUAAUUCAUGUGUUCACGAAAGAUAAAUUCUGAAGGACGCUCGCUGAAUCAAGGUUAUUAUAUUAAAAACAAACAAAAUACCAAAUCACAGUUAGUUGUCUUGAGAAAAAGGUGAUCGAGUCUAAGAUCAUAAAACCAGGAUCUUGUUGUCUGAGGAUGCUGAGUUCUUAUCAAAAAUGGAAGAAAUGGAUUUGAUGUUACCUUCAUGUUUAAGUUAUUAUUAAUGUUAUUACCUGGGGUCAGAGAUGAUGGGGCAGCGCCGCUGAUGAUGAUGAUGUGAGACCUGAUCUCUGUGUCUCUGCUUAUUUUUUCCCUGUGCCAUUUCAGUGUGUCUGACUGGAGGCGAGUGUGUUGUAUCCGGGCCUGCUUUUGAUGAAUCCAUAUUUAUUUUUCAUAAGACGAACACACGCGUACCUCUGUCGACCUCAGCAGCAAAACAUCGGCUUCACUUUGAGUUCCUUCAGUUUUUAUACAAAACGUAAUGAGAGAAAAUGUGACAAAAAGAUCAACACAAAUAUUACUUAUACAUAAGUAUAUUUUUACAUUUGGUGUCCUGUCAGAGCUCAGUUGUUUUUUUCUUUUAGCCAUAUUUCUGCAGACAGCUUCUUAACCGCAGUGAGAUCUGAUAACCUCCAGCCUUUGAACACAGUUUGAUUUCUUCAUUACGGGUAUAAAGAAACCUUUUGUGCCAUUUUAGUUUCAUCUGACAAAAGGUGGAAACAAAUUGCAAAGAGGAAUUUAAACCUUCGAGGUGUCCUCUGCAGCAUCUGCUCUGCGCUCUUUAAACAGCUGGAUUUGCAUUGACAGCAGGCGAGGAGAAUCGGGUUUGGAGGAUUCAGUGGAGGUUUGAUGGGUGGGGAUGUUUUUGUUUCCCAUUGUGAAGAAAAUUGAUCUGUGAAAAGUGACGGGAUAAGACGGAGAACAAGGUGUACACUGUUAAAAAUCCUGCUUAAAGUCCAUCUGCUCUGGAGUCUUGGUGGAGGUCACUACCUGCUGGUGCAGCCUCAUUCAGCACCGUGAUGGGAAA
Messenger RNA from Archocentrus centrarchus (flier cichlid), 5449 nucleotides. It is a transcript of the gene dcc, whose product is annotated as DCC netrin 1 receptor. Gene Ontology annotation, molecular function: protein binding. The transcript is spliced from 24 exons. The coding region runs from base 1 to 3225 and encodes 1074 amino acids. Gene Ontology annotation, cellular component: membrane. The record is from RefSeq and is a predicted model, not a curated record. Lineage: Eukaryota; Metazoa; Chordata; Actinopteri; Cichliformes; Cichlidae.